This is a messenger RNA of Soboliphyme baturini, 1002 nucleotides long. The record is from the annotation of a GenBank genome assembly. Lineage: Eukaryota; Metazoa; Nematoda; Enoplea; Dioctophymatida; Soboliphymatidae.
GAACAAGCUAAACAUAUCAACGGAUUUAAAGAUGUCAUUGCGCAUGAUCCUGCAACCUGCUCCAUCACACCGGGCCGAGAAACACUCAUUGAGAUAGAUAAAAAUGGUCAGGGACUCGGGAUUAGCUUGGUUGGUGGCUCGGAUACCAUUCUGGGCAGUACUGUGAUUCACGAGAUCUACGCCGAUGGUGCGGCAGCCAAAGAUGGCCGACUGCAACCUGGUGACCAACUUUUCCAAGUUAACGGUCACUCGCUAAGAAAUGUCACGCACAAGGUGGCGAUCUCUUUUCUGAGGCAGACGCCGACCAAGGUUCGUUUGGUAGUGUUUCGAGACCCGGAAAUGAUUACCAAUCUUAUGAGCCCGGGAUUAAUUUACGACAUUUUUGACGUGGAAUUGAACAAAAAGCCUGGCAGGGGACUCGGACUGAGCAUCGUUGGCCGCAAGCACGAACCCGGAGUGUUCGUUUCGGAAAUAGUGAAAGGAGGCGUUGCUGAUGCCGACGGUCGCUUAAUGCCAGGUGACCAACUUUUAGCUGUUAAUGGGAAUGAUAUUUCUAAAGCAUAUCGCGAAGAAGCUGCAGCGUUAAUGAAGACCACAAUGGGGGCUGUAAAAUUGAAAAUCGGUCGACUGAAGGGAACCUCCCCUUCAAGCAAAGAGUUUCAGCAGCGCGGUGUUGCAUCCUCAAUGAAUCAACAAAAAGUGGUGCCUCAAAGUGAGUCCUCUGAUUCCAAAAUUUCGCCACCUAAUCACGUGAUUGUUAAUUUUCUAUUAAAGUUUUCAGGCAAAAAGCCUUCAUCAGAACACACAGGUCCACCUAAUGACAUCAUUAACGUUGAAUUGAAUAAAACACCGGAAGAGCCAUGGGGAAUGGGAAUCGGAAAACGAACCAAAGGCAUAUACAUCACUUCGAUAAUGCCAAAUUCCGCCGUCGUUGGAAAACUUGUUCAGCCCACGUCGCAGUACAUUCCUCUUGUAUUAAUAUGUCAUGUCCGCAGACACUAA